Molecule: messenger RNA, 1886 nt
Organism: Anoplophora glabripennis (Asian longhorned beetle)
Lineage: Eukaryota; Metazoa; Arthropoda; Insecta; Coleoptera; Cerambycidae
Gene: Zip102B
Product: zinc transporter ZIP9
Exons: 5
Coding region: 122-1009 (295 amino acids)
Biological process (GO): transmembrane transport; zinc ion transport
Cellular component (GO): membrane
Molecular function (GO): metal ion transmembrane transporter activity
Source: RefSeq, a predicted model, not a curated record
ACACCCAUAUGUGGGGAAUACCUACCUGUGAUUAGUAUUCUUGUUUUGAUAAAUACUCACGUUUGUUUUACUGUUUGGCUUGCAACUUGCAACCUCAGUCAAGUGCAGUUCACCAUCAACAAUGGAACCGACAUUUAUGCUCCUUGCUUUGGUUCUUUUUAUGUUUUUGGGCUCGCUUUUCGGAGGUGAAUUUCCCCUGUGUUUUAACUUGUCGGAGGACAAACUGAAGAAGAUCACAGUGUUUGGAGCAGGUCUCCUGGUAGGCACCGCCUUGGCUGUAAUAAUUCCAGAGGGCGUUAGGUCAUUGAUCCCCGAACAGGUGCAUCAAGCCGCCCACAAUGAAUCCGAGAUCCACGAGCACAAAGAUCCCUUGUCCGCGAUAGGAAUAAGCCUCGUCUUAGGCUUCAUUUUUAUGCUCAUGGUGGACCAGAUCUCGCAAAGCAGAAACGAGAACCUCAGCCCUUCCGAGAGGAACAUUACCGCAACGAUUGGUUUGGUGGUUCAUGCCGCUGCCGAUGGCGUAGCCUUAGGUGCUGCUGCUACUACUAGCCAUGCCGACGUUGAAAUCAUAGUGUUUUUAGCUAUAAUGUUGCACAAAGCGCCGGCCGCUUUUGGAUUGGUGACUUUCCUUCUUCAUGAAGGUAUCGAAAGACGACGAAUUAGGAAACAUUUGUUGAUUUUUUCACUAUCCGCUCCCGUCUUGACGUGCAUCACUUACUUCGGGAUAGGGCAGAAGCAGAAGGAGACCUUGAGUUCCUUAAAUGCGACAGGUAUUGCUAUGUUAUUCUCUGCCGGUACAUUUCUGUACGUCGCGACAGUCCACGUGCUGGCCGAGCUCACACAAAACUCUCACGGUGGUCAAACGCAUUCCUACUCCAAGCUGCCCCAGUCUCUAGAGACUGCGAGGCCGUCUGUUCCUGUGUCUCAGUCGUUAAAGACUAGCGAGUUGCUGUGUUUGGUUGUGGGCUGUCUGUGCCCCUUAUUGUUGUCCUUGGGGCAUCACCAUUAGUUUCGUGUUAGAGGAAGUCUAAAGUAUUCAUCGAUUUAAGUGUACAUCUGUUGUAUUGUCGUGAUCAUAAUUGAUACCGUUAGAGAGGAAAGGUUUUCGGUAGAAAAAUAUCAAUAUUUGGAUCUUUAACGAGGGUAUUUGUGAUUAUGAUGAUACAACAAAUAAAAUUUUAAAAAAUUGGCAAGACUAAACACUUAGUUUAUGUAAUACGUACAUGUGAUAUAUAUUUUACACACAUUUUUUUUAUGGCGGUACUUGUGGGCUUUAGUUCUUCAAAUACUGACUGGAAUAACGAUUUUAUAUAUUUUUGAAAUUUUUAUAUUAGACUGAAACAGUAUUACAAUGAAUUGCACACAAGUAUGAGGAUCUCUAGUGCUAUAAUCCAGUCGCUGUCGGAAAAACAAGCAAGUCAUGAUUUCAAUUGUUUAAUGGAAAUUUUCAAGGUCGACAUUUGUGAAAAGGUAAAGCGAAUGGAUUAUAUGUUCAAUAUUAAAUUAUUGCUGGCUCGAUCAUGGGGUAUUAGUAUUUAUAUAUAUUUUAUUUUAUUGCCUUAUAGCAACUAAAGCUUAUUCAAAUUUUAUAUGCUAAAAGAUUCAGGUAUUGACAGUGAAAUGAAAAUAUUCUUAAAUUUGUUUUUCAAAUCAAAGAAAUCAAAAACCUUGCUUAAUAAAUCUAUUUUUUUUAAUUUUUGUUUCAAGAUUGGAAUGUUUUGGAAGGUGGCAUUAUAUUAUUUCAAUUUAUUAAGUUUGUCUUCAAAUCAAUUGCUGUGUAUAUAAUACUAUACUUAGUUUAAUGGAGGGGCAACAUAUAUUGUUAUUUUACAGUGUACAUUUCAAAAUAUGUAUAUAUUGUGGAAUAAAUAUUGUUUUUUAUACAA